AUGGAUGUGCGGGGGCGGGGCUUCGCCGCUGUUCCGCACCCUCAGGCAUGUGGGUGUGGUCUGAUGUCUAAGCCAAUAAGAGUGUGGAGGCGGGGCCUGAAUAGGAGCAGGAAACGGCGGCCGCCGAGGGGCUGCCCGCCUGCCUUCAUGCUGCCCCUGCGCCUGCGCUGGCUGUGGCCCCACAACCCUCCCACUCGGUUCUUCGCAGCGGCCGCCCGGCAGCGGUCUGGCCCCAGUAACUACUAUGAACUGUUGGGGGUGCAUCCUGGCGCCAGCGCUGAAGAAGUUAAACGAGCUUUCCUCUCCAAGUGCAAAGAGCUGCACCCUGACCGGGACCCCAAGAACCCUGCCCUGCACAGCCGCUUUGUGGAGCUGAGUGAAGCGUACCAAGUGCUGAGCCGUGAGCAGAGCCGCCGCAGCUAUGACCACCAGCUCCGCUCGGCAGCUUCCCCAAAGUGUCCAGGAACCACAGCCCAUCCCAGGUCUGCUCAUCAGGCACACAGCAGCUCCUGGGCACCCCCCAAUGCAAAAUACUGGGCCCAGUUUCAUGAAGUGAGGCCUCAGGCACCAGAGUCAAGGCAGCAGCAGCACAAGCACAACCGGCGGGUGCUGGGGUACUGCCUCCUGAUCAUGCUGGCAGGCAUGGGCCUGCACUAUGUUGCCUUCAGGAAGCUGGAGCAGAUGCAUCGUAGCUUCAUGGAUGAAAAGGAUCGGAUCAUCACAGCCAUCUACAAUGACACUCGGGCCCGGGCCAGGGCCAACAGAGCCAGGCCCCAGGAGGAGCAACUGCAGGGGCAGCAGCUGCAGCCACCACCCGGGCCUCCUCAAGGCCCCGGGAUCGUGCCCCCCGGCCCCAGACCCUGA
This is a messenger RNA of Lipotes vexillifer (Yangtze River dolphin), 864 nucleotides long. RefSeq names its product DnaJ heat shock protein family (Hsp40) member C4 (gene DNAJC4). The record is from RefSeq and is a predicted model, not a curated record. NCBI's taxonomy places the organism in Eukaryota, Metazoa, Chordata, Mammalia, Artiodactyla, Lipotidae.